Messenger RNA from Meriones unguiculatus (Mongolian gerbil), 2060 nucleotides. It is a transcript of the gene Gbx2, whose product is annotated as gastrulation brain homeobox 2. NCBI's taxonomy places the organism in Eukaryota, Metazoa, Chordata, Mammalia, Rodentia, Muridae. The record is from RefSeq and is a predicted model, not a curated record. The transcript has 2 exons. Gene Ontology annotation, molecular function: DNA-binding transcription factor activity, RNA polymerase II-specific; RNA polymerase II transcription regulatory region sequence-specific DNA binding. The coding region runs from base 380 to 1423 and encodes 347 amino acids. Gene Ontology annotation, cellular component: nucleus. Gene Ontology annotation, biological process: regulation of transcription by RNA polymerase II; regulation of nervous system development.
AGCGCGAUUUAAAGGUGCUGGCGGCGCCCGCCGGAGACGAGUGCGCCGGCUCCGCGCUCUGCCCGGCGGCCCGCGGGCGACCACCGACUGCGGGACGGACGAACGGCCGCGCGCGGCGCCGGAACCCGGGCCUCGGGUCGCUCGGCGGCGGGUUGUGGCCGCGGCGGACGCCCCCUCCGUCCCGGGCGCACGGCCUCAGCGCGCUCGGCGGCUGCCCCCGCGCGGGCCGGGCAUGCAGCGGGCCCCGCGCUGAACGCCGGCGGCCAGUGCGCUCCGGGGCCCGGCGCCCCAGGCGGUGCUCCCGGCGUCCGGAGGGUGCCCCGGCGGCGGCGCGGCGCGGGGGCUCGCGGUCGGUCCCCGGCCUCUCCCGGGCGCGUCUAUGAGCGCAGCGUUCCCGCCGUCGCUGAGGAUGAUGCAGCGCCCGCUGGGGACCAGCACGGCCUUCAGCAUAGACUCGCUGAUCGGCAGCCCGCCGCAGCCCAGCCCGGGUCACUUCGUCUACACCGGCUACCCCAUGUUCAUGCCCUACCGGCCGGUGGUGCUGCCGCCGCCGCCGCCGCCGCCCGCGCUGCCCCAGGCCGCCCUGCAGCCCGCGCUGCCGCCCGCGCACCCUCACCACCAGAUCCCCAGCCUGCCCACCGGCUUCUGCUCCAGCCUGGCGCAGGGCAUGGCGCUCACCUCCACGCUCAUGGCCACGCUGCCCGGCGGCUUCUCCGCGUCGCCUCAGCACCAGGAGGCGGCGGCCGCCCGCAAGUUCGCUCCGCAGCCGCUGCCCGGAGGCGGCAACUUCGACAAAGCCGAGGCGCUGCAAGCCGACGCGGAGGACGGCAAAGCCUUCCUGGCCAAGGAGGGCUCCCUGCUCGCCUUCUCCGCGGCCGAAGCGGUGCAGGCGUCGCUCGUCGGGGCUGUCCGAGGGCAAGGGAAAGACGAGUCAAAGGUGGAAGAUGACCCGAAGGGCAAGGAGGAGAGCUUCUCUCUGGAGAGCGAUGUGGACUACAGCUCAGAUGACAAUUUGCCUGGCCAGCCUGCUCACAAGGAAGAAGACCCCGGCCACGCGCUGGAGGAGACCCCGCCGAGCGGCGCUGCAGCGGGCAGCACCACCUCCACGGGCAAGAACCGGCGGCGGCGGACUGCCUUCACCAGCGAGCAACUGCUGGAGCUGGAGAAAGAAUUCCACUGCAAAAAGUACCUCUCCCUGACCGAGCGCUCGCAGAUCGCCCACGCCCUCAAACUCAGCGAGGUGCAGGUAAAAAUCUGGUUCCAGAACCGCCGGGCCAAAUGGAAACGUGUCAAGGCAGGAAACGCCAAUUCCAAGACGGGGGAGCCCUCCCGGAACCCCAAGAUCGUCGUCCCCAUCCCUGUCCACGUCAGCAGGUUCGCCAUUCGAAGUCAACAUCAGCAGCUGGAGCAGGCCCGACCCUAACGGCCCAGCCAGGUGGACGCCCCUGUGGAGAGGCCUGAGGCCUGAAGGAACCCGUGGCCGCUCCACUGUUUGUAGGGGAACUCAAAGGCGCCUCCCAGAUGUGGGCAUCCCAAGCAGAUUGAGAGUAUAUUCACUAGACGGGCCUAAGGGGGCCACAGCAGAAGAUACACUAAAUAUUUAUUAUAUGACCCUACUUUGUAUAUAGAUAUCGGUAUAGACUGGCCCUCAGCUGCAGUAUUUUGAAGGGGGCAGGACCGAACUCCUCUCCUCACACAGUCCAGACGAGUCAAAACCACCACUGUCCUCUGUCGCCCUCAGCGACCACCUUCCCAUACUUGCCCAAAGGUAACCGGGAGACACAGGGACAGACACUGGGGCUUAAUCUUAUUUUCUGUCUGUCUGUUUGUUUGUUUCUGCUCUGGCUUUUUGAGUUGAGCACAGAGCAGAUGUUUUCGGGCACUCUAGGAACCUGCUCUGCUCCUUUGCCUUUGCCUGGCUUUCUUUCCGGGGCUUGUAUAUGCUAUCUGAGCCAUGUCGGAAGCACGUCUCCGUUGUGUUUAAUUUAUUUCAAUGUAGCUUAUUUUCAUAUAAGUUAUGACAUUUAAACAAUCUCAGUCUUGUGAAUAAAAAAAAAAAA